AUGGCAGUGGAUGUUCCUGGACUGGUGGCUGUGGUGGCUUUUUAUCUCGUCAUCCUCUUCAUCGGAAUAUGGGGAUCUCGAAAAUCCAGAAAAGUCGAGAAGACAUGUGACGGCAGCAAGAGCGAAGUCACCAUCGUAGGAGGCCGCAAUAUCAAUAUCGUUGUUGGAGUUUUUACGAUGACAGCAACAUGGGUUGGAGGAGGUUACAUAAUGGGAACCUCAGAGGCUGUCUACGCUCCUUCCAAAGGCCUCGUUUGGGCUUUGGGACUUCCUGCUUAUGCCAUGAAUUUUAUUUUUGGAGGACUGGUUUUUGCAAAACCUAUGAGGUCCAAGCGUUAUGUGACCAUGUUGGACCCCUUUCAGAAACUCUACGGUAAUGCAUUCACGGCCCUGCUCCUGCUCCCUGUUUUAAUGAGUGACAUUUUGUGGGUCGCCGGCGUCCUUGCUGCUCUGGGAGGAACAAUGAGCAUCAUUCUUGGCCUGUCAACCUCCAUCUCCAUCGUCAUCUCAGCAGUCAUCUCAAUCGUGUACACAUUUCUGGGGGGUCUCUACUCCGUUGCAUAUACUGAUAUCGUUCAGCUUUGUUUCAUCUUUGUCAGCAUGUGGCUUUGUGUUCCUUUUGUGGUGCUGAGUCCUGCGGUCACUGACAACUUGCAAACGUCCUACUUAAAUCACUCGAAUGGAACGACCUGGCUUGGCGAGCUGCAGCUGGCAGAUGCUGGGAAAUGGACGGAUGAGUUGCUGAUAUUGGGUUUAGGUGGACUGGCAUAUCAAGCUCUCUACCAGAGAAUCCUGUCUGCAGCCUCUGCUACUCGGGCUCAAAUCUCCUGUCUAAUAGCGUCUGUGGUGGUUUUCGUUAUGGGAUUACCCUCAGUGAUCAUAGGAGUUAUGGCCGCUGCUGCAGAUUGGAACCAGACGGCGUACGGCCUCCCCCCUCCUUUUGAGCGGGGGGAUGAAGGGAAGAUCCUGCCCCUCGCCCUGCAGAACCUCGCUCCUACGUGGGUCUCGGUGGUGGGCAUCGCCUCUCUGGCUGCAGCCGUCAUGUCCUCCAUGGACUCUGCUCUGUUGUCCUCGGCAUCUGUUUUCACGCAAAAUAUCUACAAGACAACUUUGAGGAAGAUGGCCUCGGAGAGGGAGCUCCAGUGGGUGAUCCGUGUGAGCGUCCUGCUGCUGGGCGUGGCCGGCACCGGCCUGGCGUUUGGAGACGACAGCGUUCUGGCCUUCUGGUUAUUAAGCGGAGACUUCAUCUACUGCAUGGUGUUCCCGCAGCUCAUCUGUGUGCUCUUCUUCCGCUACGCCAACACCUACGGCGCCUACUGCGGCUACGUUCUGGGUCUGGGGCUGCGUCUGAUGAGCGGGGAGCCCUUACUGUCCAUCCCUCCUGUGAUUCUCUACCCCGGCUGGAGGGUAGAAAAUGGAGACAUUAUUCAGUAUUUUCCUUUCAGAACUGUUGCCAUGCUCAUCUCUCUGGCAGCUGUUAUCGCGGUGUCCACGCUGGUACACCUGGGCUUCCGGUGCAGACUCAUUCCUCAGUCAUGGGAUAUACUGAAAGCGUUUGAAGAGAAAACCGAGAGCCAGCUGGAAGAAAUGCCUGUCCCAUGUGAGGAAGAAAAUAAAACAAUUCAGACAAAGUUAUAA
Molecule: messenger RNA, 1638 nt
Organism: Salarias fasciatus (jewelled blenny)
Lineage: Eukaryota; Metazoa; Chordata; Actinopteri; Blenniiformes; Blenniidae
Product: high-affinity choline transporter 1-like
Exons: 8
Coding region: 1-1638 (545 amino acids)
Biological process (GO): acetylcholine biosynthetic process; choline transport; transmembrane transport
Cellular component (GO): plasma membrane
Molecular function (GO): choline:sodium symporter activity
Source: RefSeq, a predicted model, not a curated record